Molecule: messenger RNA, 698 nt
Organism: Leptopilina boulardi
Lineage: Eukaryota; Metazoa; Arthropoda; Insecta; Hymenoptera; Figitidae
Product: endocuticle structural glycoprotein SgAbd-1-like
Exons: 2
Coding region: 128-526 (132 amino acids)
Cellular component (GO): chitin-based extracellular matrix
Molecular function (GO): structural constituent of chitin-based larval cuticle
Source: RefSeq, a predicted model, not a curated record
AGACCUCCUAGAACCGAAUAUCAACGAGAGGGAGGUCCUAGCACCUACAAGGUUUCGGCAACUAUAUAAAAGGGGACCUACCUCAUGAUUUUACAUCAAGACGACAAACGUGGUCAGCACAGAAAACAUGAAAUUCGCAGUAGCUUCGGUAAUUGCCCUCGUGGCAUUGGUGGGUGCAGCUCCAGUUGAUGAGCAACAGCCACCAGUUGCAAUUCUCAGAAGCAGUGCCGAUGGACCAAAUCCAGAUGGCUCAUAUUCAUGGAGCUAUGAAACAGAAAAUGGCAUUAAAGCCGAUGAACACGGUGAAUUGAAACAAAUUGGUGAUGAGGGUGGAAUUUCAGCACAAGGUAGCUAUAGUUACACAGCCGACGAUGGAACACCAAUUUCCGUCUCAUAUACUGCCGAUGAAAAUGGUUUUCAACCACAAGGUGCACAUUUGCCACAAGCACCUGAGGUACCACCUGCAAUUCUCAGGGCACUCGAGUGGAUUGCCGCUCAUCCCGAGGAAGAUCAAUUGACCAAGUAAUAAGAGAAAAAAAAAAAAAAAAAAAAAAAACAUCCCCAACUCAAAAAAAAAAAAAAAUUCUGUUUAACGAAAAACACCGAAAAAAAUACAAAUAUUAUAUGGUGAUAUUUAGCUUGCUAUUUUUUUUUUUUUUUAAUUUUAAGUGACUUCAGUGCUUCCCUGAUGUAAUUUA